Molecule: messenger RNA, 931 nt
Organism: Symphalangus syndactylus (siamang)
Lineage: Eukaryota; Metazoa; Chordata; Mammalia; Primates; Hylobatidae
Product: sialic acid-binding Ig-like lectin 6
Biological process (GO): cell adhesion
Cellular component (GO): plasma membrane
Molecular function (GO): sialic acid binding
Source: RefSeq, a predicted model, not a curated record
AUGAAGGAGGGGCAUCAGGAUCUGCUGCAAGAGCCUGCGAAGAGAAAGAAAUCCAAAGGCAUCAGAAAGCAACAAAUAUCCCACCUAAGUCAGGGGCUCCAUUCAUGGCCCCCAGGCUUCAACCCUUGCACCACGGGUUUCCCUGCUCAGAGAACUUCGAGAGCUCAGCCACGGCUUCCCAAGGCUCCCAACGUGCCCAGAUCUGAAGAAGAGUGUGGAAUAGGAGGAUUCAGUCCCAGGUCUCUGCCUCUCUCCUUCUCAGCCCUCACCCAGACACCUGACAUCCAAGUCCCAGCAACUCUGGAAUCUGGCCAUCCUGCAAACCUGACCUGCUACGUGUCAGCAGCCUGUAAAAGCAGGAAGCUGCUCAUCUUUUCCAGGACAUGGGGAACCGUCAUCUGCUUGGGCCCUGGGACACCUCACUUCUCAGAGAUCACCAUCAUCCCACAUCCCUGGAGCCACGGCUCCAAUAUCACCUGCAAAGUGACUUUCCCAAGGUUUCAUGUAACCACAGAGAUGACUAUCCAACUCAAUAUCUCCUAUGCUCCACAGAACCUGACCAUCAGUGUCUUCCGUGGAAAUAACAUAGCACCUGUAGCCUUGGAGAAUGGCACCUCCCUGUCAGUCCUGAAGAACCAAUCCCUGCAUCUUGUUUGUGUGACUGACAGCAACCCACCUGCCAGGCUGAGCUGGACCCGGAAAGGCCAAGCCCUGAAUCUCUCCCAGUCCUCAGAGUCAGCUGUCCUAGAGCUGCCCCCAGUGGAGUCUGGUGAUGGAGGGAAUUUGUCUGCCAAGCUCAGCACCCUUUGGGCUCCCAGCACAUCUCCAUUAGCCUCUCUGUGCAGAGUGAGUCAUUGGUGGGAAGAACGGACAGGGCACCUGGAUUCUAGGUUGGGACUGUGAGUGGGAUGAGGUCUAGGAAAAACACUUU